Molecule: messenger RNA, 2989 nt
Organism: Caenorhabditis sp. 36 PRJEB53466
Lineage: Eukaryota; Metazoa; Nematoda; Chromadorea; Rhabditida; Rhabditidae
Source: the annotation of a GenBank genome assembly
AUGGACACUCGAAGGAAAGUGUACCACAAAACGGGUAACAACUCACAGAGAAUACAGGAGAUCCGAGAGAGCAUCAGGGUCCGAUCAAGUAAGUUCCCAAUGAGACUCCGCCCACUUUAAAGUUUUUUUAAUCAUUCAUUCAGAGAAAGUGAGUGAGAACAGUGACAAGCAAAAAGAAAGGUUUCGGAUGAAAGAGGAUGUGCAAAAACAGAUGAAAGGUGAAGAUGCUGACUGAAACAAGCUUCUAGAAAAUCAUAAUUUCAGAAGCUGAGCCAUAUCUGGCUGCGUCGUACGAAGAAAAAUGUGAGUUUCUCAACGGACUCUCAAAGACUAUUCUGGAGACGACUAUCGAAUCACUGACCGAUAACGAGUUCUUCGAAGAGAUUUGUCACUUGUCCGCAUAUUCCUUCUUGCUUAAAAUAACCAAAAAAAAUUCAGAAUGCUUAAAUUCUGCGAGACGAUCAUCCGUGUAUCCGUGCGAUGUGCUUCCAUAUAGUCAGAAAGUGUACGAUGAACGAGCGGAAUCUCGUCGUCAUUCUCACCACCCACGUCGACAUUUACAUUGUCAGAGCGAUCGACUUGCAAAUGGAGAAUCAGGCAGAACGGGUGGAAGCGUUCAAGUUGAUCAUUUGGAUGCUGAAGAUCUAUGAGAAAUCGAACUUGAAGAAGUUGAUUGACUCUUCUGCAGCCCAGAAAAACGGAAAGUAUGAAUGGGCAACAAUCGUACCAUUUCCUAUGCCUAUUUGCUUUCAGAAAGUACGCCUUCCCUAAAUCCAUCAUGCAACCCAUAAUCUCUAUCGCUCUUUCCGUUUUCGAAGGCCAACAGAACUCAGGAAGCAAAGACAAGUAAUUUGCAUCGGCUGUUUUCGCAUUCCUUUGAAAGCUUCCUGUUACAGAUUGUCCCUUCCGUGCGUCGGACUUUUCCUUGAAUUCUGUCUCACAGAGCCUGUUCUAAUUCUGGAAAUGGCUGGAACAGACUGGCUUGUGAAAGUUCUCACAGGAGUUUCGUGCAUGAGCAGACGCAUUGUCAUUCUUGUGUCACACGUCCUUAUCGCUUGGCUCGACUCGCCGACGAUUCGAAUCAAAGCGCAUCUGCAUUUGGUUAUGGAGCAGAUAUUUGCACCUCUUGUCGAGUUUGGACUCUUCCAGAAAAGAGGAAGCAUGAUUACGAGUGAUUCCGGGUAGACUCAUCCUUUUCGUCCCGGAAAAUCCUCCCAAGUUCCAGCAAUGAAAGCUUCCACAUGAACGAUUUUCUCGAGAACUUCAAGUGCUCUUUUCUUUGUCUGCUCCGUUCCUGGCCGGGACUAUUCGCGUGCGCCGCCGUCGGGCCCAACUCGAACAUCCUUCCGUCAUCUCCGUUCCGUCUCCUCGACUACCUUGGCCUCGGCACUGUGACUAACGAUAAUUUGGUAAGAAUUCGAGACACAAUCGUCGAUUUGUGCUGUGAGUUUGUCGAUGUUCCGUAUGCCAACAAGACCUUCGAGUCUUGGGAGGAAGCGCUGUUGUUUUACAGUGAGUUCUCCCUCCUUCCCGUUUCUUUUCCAAUUGUUUUUCUUCCAGAAACCAUGCACCUUCCGGACAAGUAUAAGAGCAGUCUGAAGCACGAUUUCGUCAUCGCCCAGAACGAUGCAAGACUGAAGAACGAUACGGAGAGGCGAAGCCAACUGUAAACCUCCUCGCCGCUUUCCGAGUUCUUUCCCAGUUCGUGCUCAUCAACGCUCAGUUGCCACUCUCUCUGGCCCGGCUCAUUCUCUCAAUGCCUGACUCGUCCAGUGGGCUCAAAGCCACUCUUCUGUUGGCUGACAUGCUCCGUCAAGCACCAUCCCACGUGCCUGUCGGAUGGCGUGCUCCAGUUCUCUCGAUGCCAACUCUCGUGCAAUCGGCGUGUGAGUCAUUGAGCCAGAGCCAUGCGAUCUCAGCCAUCAACGGAACUUUCGAUAUCAAUGCUGUCGUGCAGUACACGUUUCCUCAUGCCACGUGAGUUAUCCAUCUCCAAAACAAUAAGUUUCAAACAGCACAUUCCAGAAAUGCCCAGCUAGUUCUGACUCGUUUCGACAAACUGAAUCAGUCGUGGAUACGCUCCGCAUCUAACUCGUCGACAGUGCUCAAGGAAUCUGAUCUUCAACUUUUCGUCCCACACAUGUCAGAUCCCGUGCUUGUACAAGUCCCGAUGAAGAAGUCAAAGAGCGAGACAUCGUUCCGCGGAGGAGCCAGCAUAAAAAGAAACACCUCCCCGGAUAUUUACGAAGAGGAAUAUCCUGGUGAGUUCGGAGAAACUGUUCUACGAGGAAAGUACGAUAAGAACAAGUUGAUGAUGAUGGAUGAUACGGAUGACUACGACUACACACUUCCCAUUACCAGGGACACUUUUGAUGACGAAGAGGAGAACGCGAAGAAAAUGUUCGUGGAUGUGAAUGGAGUUUUUGACUGGAAUUACAUCGAAUAUUACGUAGAAAAUAUUGAGGUUAGAGUACCUGGAACGUCUUAAGAUAUCUCUUCAUUCCAGAAAGAUGGAUACGAGAAGCUUUUGAAGGAAUUCUCAUCGAACACUAUUGAGGAUCACAUUAAAAGCGUAAAUAAAGCUGAUAAAACACUCGAAUAAUAGAUAAAUUCACAGAUUUUCCACUAUCUCUCUCCAGCUGAGCAAGAAAAGCACAAACGAAGUCUCGAUCGGCAACACGUCAUAGUUGCCAGAAGCUUCAUCAGACUGCUGCUCCGAGUGUUUCCGAGCAAUGAAAGUGUCCGACAAGACUACGCUCCGAUUCUGCAGAAGUACGUGGCCAGUUUCCGAGCUGUGUUAGAAGAGGUUCGACAAGCACUCUUUCUGAUUUGAUCUGAUUCGUUACAGCGUGCCAAUCUGAACGCCUACUUCGCUCCUCGAAACCUCUCUUACAACAACUCUAUGCUCCAUUUUGCGAUCAUCGGAACGUUCACAAUGACAAGUCAGGGAUUGUCCAUUCUGAACGACGUCGGAGUGCUUCACAUGUGA